This is a messenger RNA of Drosophila persimilis, 1494 nucleotides long. RefSeq names its product prolyl 4-hydroxylase subunit alpha-2. The transcript is spliced from 6 exons. Gene Ontology annotation, molecular function: protein binding; procollagen-proline 4-dioxygenase activity. Bases 1 to 1494 code for a protein of 497 amino acids. NCBI's taxonomy places the organism in Eukaryota, Metazoa, Arthropoda, Insecta, Diptera, Drosophilidae. Gene Ontology annotation, cellular component: endoplasmic reticulum. The record is from RefSeq and is a predicted model, not a curated record.
AUGUCCGGAGCUGUUGUUGGAUUUUUGUGGGUACUCCAGGUGUUACUUCUGUGGUCAACGGUUGGCUGCUCCUCCAACAGUGAGGAGCAGCUGGAGGCCCUGCUGGCCACGGAAACGUUGCUCAUUGAUGAACUCCGCGACUAUAUAGAGCGCCUCGACGAGCAGCUGGAGGAGAUCAGGAGGGAGACUGCGGCCAUCGAGGCGAUCCACAUCCAGGUGGGGGAUCGCGUGGAGGAGUACAUGGGAAACCCGCUCAAUGUGCUGACCAUACUGAAGCGCUUCGAGACCGUCUGGCCGAGACUGGAGCAGCAGGCGAAUUCCACGCACAAUAUCAGCGUGAUUGAUGACAGACUCAGGGACAGCGAGCUGGUUCUCCCCACAGAGGAGGACUACGAGCAGGCCCUAAGCAAUCUCCUCCAUCUGCAGUCGGUCUACGAGUUGGAGCCGGCAAGCCUCUCCCUGGGCGUGGUCAAAGGCAUAAAGUUGGGCUCAGCCAUGUCCUGGAGCGAUUGCCUGGAAAUGGCCAUGAAGUCGGAUGUCGGAGUGGCCAAGUUCUGGCUGGAGACGGCUCUGGAUAAGCUGCCGCCGGCCACAAAUGCCACGGACCACCGAAGCGAGUGGGAGCGCGGAAAGGUUCAGAUACUGGAGGCGGCCCUCAACAUGGAAUACCGCGCGGGAGAACUUUCCCAGGCCCUGGCAACCGCGGAUGAGCUGCUGCUCCUCCGACCGAUGAACCAAAAUGUGCAAAAGGCCAAGGACAAGAUUGAGCGAGCUCUGGCCAAGACCACCACACAGUUGCCCUCGGGCAGGGGUGGGCAAACGCCAAAGUCAAGGACAAAAAAUCCUAAGCCCAAAUCUGCGGAGCAGCUGCUCAUAGAAGAACUCUGUCGUGGAGCCACCCAGGAGGCCACGACUGGAGGUCGCUUCACCCACUGCCAACUGGAGAGGAGCUCGCCCUGGUCCUUGCUCCAGCCAGCCAGAGUGGAGCUCCUCAGCUCCGACCCCUACAUAGCCCUGCACCAUGAUGUGCUGACCCUUAAGCAGAGCGAUCAACUCUUGGAAUUGAUGGACGAGGAGGAGAUGGGAAAAGGGGCCAGUUAUCAGCCACUAAAGUUCUCGAUGCUGGCCCAAAAGAAGCUGAGAGGCAUUCACCAUCAACUCGGGCAUGUCAGAGGCGAAAAGGAUCUCUGGGAGGGACGUCGCCAUGGCCACGAGCACACGACCAAGCCAGAGGAGCCCGUUCGGGGACAGUACCACCAGACACGUGUCAUGCUGAAUCUCCAGGCACCCGGAAUGGGCGGAGCCGUGGUCUUCCCCCAGCUGGAGCUUGGCGUGAAUGUCCCACGUGGCGCGCUGCUCCAUUGGCGCACACGCACCACGUCCGUGUCCGCGUCCACUUCCUCGUCCGCCUCUGAGAUGGACUACCGCAGUCGACAGGCAGUCUGUCCCGUGCUCCUGGGUGUCCAAGUGUCCGCAUGGACGGGACUCAGUUGA